UUUCUUUUUCAGUCGAUCCUUUCUGCUCUUUCAAAAGGUAGAUUAGAAUGUGACAUACCAGAUGAAACACGUAAAAAAUUUGACCAAUGGUAUCUACAACAAAUUUUUCAACACUGUCGUCAAGUGGCCCUAUUACAGCAACAACACCAUCAUCUUCAGCAACAGCAGUUAUCAUUGGAUCAAGGUCAAAUAACAACUAGUCCGGGACAGCAACAGGAACGUUCAAAUCCACAAUCUCAGGGUCGAACAAGAAUUCGGACUUCUUUUGAUCCUGAAUUGGAGCUUCCAAAACUGCACCGUUGGUUUGCUGAAAAUCAGCAUCCUUCUCGUCUUCAAAUACAACAAUAUGUGAAAGAACUUAAUUCUCUAGAAUCAAGAAGGGGUAGAAAGCCGUUGGAUGUGAAUAAUGUAGUAUAUUGGUUUAAAAAUGCUCGGGCUGCUCACAAGAGAGCAGAACAAAAAGGCUGUGCUGAAAGCAAUGGACUUCGAAGUCCCUGCUUGGAAAUUGUUACAGAGAGUUAUAGUACAGGAACUAUGGAUCACAGUACAACCGAAGAAGGAGUUCUAAUCAGUAGACCAGGAAGUUCUGAAGAAAGACGUAGAGAAAUUGAUAGUGGAAGAUAUAGUGGUGUCGAUAGCCAUUCAGAAUCGCAGCCAAACAGUUCUGAUGAUUCUGACAAUGCUCACACAUUAGAUCUCUCAGUUCGCCGGCCACCUUCAGAUAGAUGUUCAAAUGGCAAUUGUUCGCCACUACAAAAUAGUCCACAGGAAUUAAAAGUGAAGGAAGAACCUAAGGAUUCAAGCAGUGAGCAUUCAAUGGAUUCAAGUGAAAGUGGUGAAGAAGAUAUUGACAUCAUGGAUGAUGUUCCCAUGGAAAAAGAUGAACAAGACUUACCUAUUGUUUCACAUUCUGAACAUGAAAUUGCAGAAUCUGCAAGAGCUCAUCAGAAUGGACUCCUCGAAAGCAAUUCUCCAUUGUCACAGAGAAGAGAAGAAUUUUCUGCUUUUGGAUCCGGAACUGUUGGUAAUUUAGAAGAAAGACGAAAAAGAAACCGUACAUUUAUUGAUCCAGUGACAGAAGUGCCCAGGCUGGAACAAUGGUUUUCUAUAAACACUCAUCCUGCCCAUAGUCAAAUUGUUCGUUAUACACAGGAGCUCAAUGGUAUGCCAUAUCGUCAGAAAUUCCCAAAAUUAGAACCAAAAAAUAUACAGUUUUGGUUCAAAAAUCGUCGUGCUAAAUGCAAACGAUUAAAUCUUGCAGCACUUCACAACAGUGGUCCAUGCUCGGAUAAAUUGUUACUGCCAACAAACUGACAUUAUAAUAUAAGAAACAUAGUGCUAAAUAGUUACCAUUGACUAGGUAACAUUUUUUUCUGACACAAAACAUCUAGUCAAGCUAACAUUAGCAUAGUGUUAUAAACUAGUGUGGACAUGUCAUUUAUCAUAUAGUAUAAAGCGUGGACUUCAUGUACGAUCACAUUUAUUUUGCCAGUCAAAUAGUUUAUGAUCAUUUACCUAUUGACAUGGCAUGUAAUGCCAGUUAAUAUCGGGAGUAUUCAUAGAAAAAGUAUAGAUACUAAUAUUGCACAAAUGUGUUUAAUAAUAGAGCUGACAUAUCAGUUUAGAAACUUAAUUCAGAUUUGUGCCCAGCAGCAAAUUAUGGUAGAAAUUGUAAAUAUAGCACAUCACAGAAUAUUUCAUUAUAUUUGUAAAACAGUAACAAAAAAAAGAAAAAAAACCUAUAUUUCAGUGAUUUCUGUGGUUCUCAAAAUAACAUUAAUUAGUUAUGAAAUAUACUGUUAUUCUGUUGUGAAAAUUUAAAAAACUUUCACCAGAAAAGUUAAAAAUUUUAUGAUAAACAAUCAUAGACUUAAAUAAAAUGAAUGUUACAUCCAAACAAAAUGUGAAAACAAGAAAAUUUUCUUAAUGCAAUUACAAAAUGCAUUAAGAAUAAGAAAAUUAUUGAAACAAUACUGCAUCGUUGUAACAUCAAAAACACUUAAAGAAAAUCAGAGUGAAAGAUGCAGAAUAAAAGAUUGUUUAUUGUAUUCAUAACAUUCAACCUCCAUUCAAUUUGAAAUUAAACAACAUGAUGGAUACAAAGUUUCAAACAUUCAGAACAAUUUCACAAUGCUAUAAUGUAAUUAAGCAAGCAAACUGAAAAUUUCUAGUCUAAAAUUGUCCAGUUUUCUGACGCAGGAACGAAAAUUUUUGAUUUUUUAAUUGUUACGAAGAUCAGAAAAUGAAAAUUUGUUAUAAAUUGAGCAAAAUUCAGUUUUAUCGAUUCAUUAUGGAAGAUUUAAAUAUAACAAAAAAAUAAUUCAGUGUUAUAUUUAUUUCUUCGUUAAAACGUUGAGUGAUGGAUUAAAUUAUAGAAUAUCCAAAUUUUUAUCUUUAUCAUUUACAUUUUUAAUAAUACAAAUUAUGUUUUCUACAAAUAUUUUUUAUUAUUAUUAUUAUUAUUAUUUAACAGUUUAUAUUGAUAUACUUCUGUAACAGAUCAAUUUCAAAAUGAAUCAAGCAUGCAACUUUAAUGAAAAUUCUUUGAAUCCUAUUGUGGCACAUUUGUGAACAUUGCACAAAAUGAUAAAAUGUUUGCUGCUCACCUCAUUGUUACUUUUUAUAGUUGGUAAGUUCAAAAGUUUUGUUAUUCUCUAAAUAUAUAUUAUACACACAUGCAUAUAUAUAAAUAUAUGUAAUCCCCAGUUUAAUGUUAGUUAAAAUUUAGUGUUAAAUUGCAAAUUUUUAAAUUCAUGUUUGAAAAAAAGAUGAUAAUACUUUUUCUCAAUUUUAAUAACAGUGUCAUCCAAAAUACUUCCAUUUUACAAUAUCUGCAAUUGCAUUUCCGAAUAAUUCUUACUAUAAAUCUUAUGAUAUUUGAAAGGAAAAAAUAAACACAAAUUUAUAAAUAUCUAAUUAAAUAAAAUGUCAAAAAUACCCAAGCUAAAAUUAAUUAUUAUUUUUUAAUUAAAUUCUUUAUACUAAGAAUGUGCAAUUAUUUUAGAAUUCUAAAAAAGUAGCCACCUAUAAUAAUGGAAUUUAUUUUAAAUAUUUAAUAUUAAAA
Centruroides sculpturatus (bark scorpion) is the source of this 3064-nucleotide messenger RNA. RefSeq lists its product as uncharacterized. The transcript has a single exon. Lineage: Eukaryota; Metazoa; Arthropoda; Arachnida; Scorpiones; Buthidae. The record is from RefSeq and is a predicted model, not a curated record. The annotation marks the transcript as partial. Gene Ontology annotation, biological process: chromatin remodeling; regulation of transcription by RNA polymerase II. Gene Ontology annotation, molecular function: RNA polymerase II cis-regulatory region sequence-specific DNA binding; DNA-binding transcription factor activity, RNA polymerase II-specific.